Rhagoletis zephyria (snowberry fruit fly) is the source of this 1548-nucleotide messenger RNA. The record is from RefSeq and is a predicted model, not a curated record. Lineage: Eukaryota; Metazoa; Arthropoda; Insecta; Diptera; Tephritidae.
AUGGCUCGAAAUGCAGCCAGCCAGCUACUGGAUGAGCUAAUGGGCCGACAGCGAGAUCUGGACCCAAAUCAGAAGAACCAGGCGGCCAUUCGCUGGAAUGAUAGCCAGGUUUGCAAACACUAUCUGGUAAAAUUUUGCCCUAGCUCCCUAUUUACAAACACCAAGGCUGACAUUGGUCCCUGUAAUUUAGUUCACGAUGAGUUUAUAAAGAGAGACUACCAGGCAAAGGGGUCAAAACGAGAGAAGCGCCUUUUUGAAGACGAGUUUAUCCGCUUCUGUCAGAAUCAGCUAAAUGACGUUGAACGGAAGAUAAAUCGCGCAAAGCAGCGUUUGGAGAUGAGCCAGACUGAGAAGAACAGUCACGGCGAAAGUCUCAUAGUGUUGAGCGAACAUAAUCAAGAAAGACUGAACGUUAUCAAUGAAAAGAUUGAAAAGAUGAUUGAAGAAAUCGAGCAGCUUGGUUGUGAAGGCAAAGUCGAGGAAGCUCAAGCGGUCAUGAAAUCGCUGGAUAAGCUCAAAGAGGAGAAGAUCGCAGUGAAGAGGGAAAAUCAGCCUGGUCACUGGAUUCAGCAGAAGGCUGAGAUUGGCGUUGCUCAGGAGAAGCAAAUGGAGGUGUGCGACGUCUGCGGCGCUUUUCUCAUUGUCAACGAUGUCCAGCAACGAGUCGAGGACCACCUGAUGGGAAAGCAGCACGUUGGAUAUGGUCGUCUGAAGGCGGCACUUGACGAGCUUCUGGAGAAGCGGUCCCAAGAGGCCUCAGUACCACUUGAGGAGGCUGCGCGCAAUCAGUCGAGAUCCUCCACCACCGGUGAUGGCCAGCCAACCACCCAUCCAAUGGUCAUCAUGAGCGGAUACUUCAACAACAACGAUGUGGACAUGCGAAACGUCACCAAUGUACUUCAGCAGAUGUCCAACGCCGAGCUGGAGGCCAUUCUCAAUGAUACCAACAAUGUCCGCGCGGACAGUCUGAUCAUGGAGCUGCCUCAGGUCAAGGCGCUCGAGGCAGAGCGAGAGAAGCUCAUUCAGAACAACAAGCGCCUGGCGGAGAGCAACCUUUCAUUCGAGUCAACGUACAGCUACUCGAGGCAAAAUCUGACCGAGUCACUUCAGGAGUGUCAGACGCUGAAGGAUGAGCUUGAUAGGAAAAAGUCACUGCUUCGCCAGUUUGGCCGACAGAACUCCCUUGAUACGACGUUGGCCUUGAUGCAGGCGGCAACUGCCGAGGCCGAGGAAGCCAGCGAAGAGGUGGCCAACAGAUUCCUGCGCAAGGACAUGCCCAUCGAGGACUUCCUAAAGGAGUUUAUGGAAAAGCGCAAGCUCUACCAUUCACGACGUAUCAAGACUGAGAAGAUGCCUGCUGAAAUAAGCAAGGUAAACUCGACCAUAAUUCAGCCCGUUCGACAGGCGCCACCACCACCUAUUUUGCCCUUCUCGUCACAGUUCUCCGGUAUGAACGUUAGUCAGAACGCCAAUCCGCCUUAUCCGACGGGAAAUCCAUUUGCGAACUUCAUCACACAGCCGCCAAACAACAACCCCUACAACUUUUAG